Molecule: messenger RNA, 1116 nt
Organism: Glarea lozoyensis ATCC 20868
Lineage: Eukaryota; Fungi; Ascomycota; Leotiomycetes; Helotiales; Helotiaceae
Exons: 2
Coding region: 1-1116 (371 amino acids)
Source: RefSeq, a predicted model, not a curated record
AUGGACGGCUCUCUCGUCGCAGUAUCUCCCCUGAGGCCAGCGACAUACACCAAUGGUUUCGGCGAUUUUAUAUUCGGCAGAGAAGAAAAACAAUUAUUGAGAAUGUUUCAUUUCCAGACGAAGAAAUUAAGCGUAAACAAUCACAUGGUGAUCCCAGUCUUCCAGACUUCUGUUUUGGAAAGGACUGGCGCAUUUGGAUUCUUCAAACUCCCGCUAGAGAUUCGUAGACGAAUUUAUACCCUCCUUCUCGGCCCUCUUUGGUCAUACAAUGUCGACAAUGACAAAUGGAAUAUCAGAAUCGAAUAUUGUCCAGGACGCCCGGGAAACUAUAAACAAGAUUGGGAAAACGGCAACCAUCCACCACUUUGUCCUCCUCCCCCAAAUCGUAGCUUCCCAUACAAUUUGAAGUGCGACACCGGUGCGUGCUACGCUGGUGGAGAUGAGAAUAUGUUUACUGCUAGCAGAAAGCCUUCUGACGAAUCAAAUACUUCUUCCUGCCAUGAGGUUUACUUAUACUGGCUUCGACAAAUGUCCAACGUAAACUGCUUAUUCAGAAAAGAACUAGCACAAGUUUUCUGGGGUAGGACGUCAAUUCGUUUGUUGGAUUUUCGAAGUACGCGUCGCAUCUUCUUUUAUAUGGAGAAGCUCCUUCUUGAGAGGCCUGCUAUAUGCUCAGGUAUCAAGAAGCUGAUAUUGCACUUGUCCGACAACGAGGAGAGUGAAAUGCCGGGCAAAGCAAUAGAUUUAGAUAAAUUUUCCCAUCAGUUUGGGAGUUUAAGCUCGCUUGUGCAUUUGGAAGAUUUGGAUCUUUCCAUAAGUAUACACGAGAUUAGGGUAAAAGCGCUUUGCACAGUAGAAGGGAAGUACAAAAAUCUGCGAGUGAUCCGAGACCUGAAAGUCAGCAAUCACUUUCGUUUAACAAUGCGCAUCCAAGCAAUAUUCGACGCAGUCCGUCCUGAUGGUUAUUGGGGAUACAAUAACCGAGAAUCACGCCGCCGAGAGCUUGAAAAUGCAUACCAGCCAAUAUUGCGAAAGAGGAUCUUGCCUAAUUCUCUGCGGGUUACCCCACUCACCGAAGAACAAAAGUAUUUGAAGGCACGAGCGAAAGAGCAAUAG